GAAAAAUUUUUCCCCUGCAGACAUCACCCACCUCUCACCUCCCCCUUCUCUCCUUAAUUUCCUCCACUUCUUUUGUAGACCACACUCAUCAUGUGCAAUUAACCAUAGUACUACUGUUGUUCUGUUUUUUCCUUGAUCUGUGUCCCUUCAAGUACAAGGCAUCUUCUCCCACAGAAAUAAAUUAAAUAUCCAUAUAUAUAUAUAUAAAGGAUGGGUGGAAGUAGUAGUAGUAGUCGUCGUCGUCGUAGUUCCUUGCAUUUCAAGGUCUUGUUUGGAGCACUUGCAUUGGCGGGGGUUAUUUUUCUUUUCUUGGUUAAUAUUCAGGCGAGUGGAAGAGGAAAGAUGGGCGCUCCAACUUCUACGAGUACUUCUCACUCCGUAGGAAAUUUCAAGCAUGCGGAUAUCUUGGGUAGAGACAAGCUCCUUGACCAUCCAGACUUAGAUUUCAACUACAUGAGCAAAAGAAGAGUUCCCAAUGGACCAGAUCCUAUACAUAACAGGAGAACUGGGAACUCUGGACGACCUCCUGGUCGAACCCAAGGAUCACCGGCUCAAAAAGCUCCAGGAAAUCUAAAUUGAAGAAAUUGACACAAGCUUGUAUGUAUUUCUUAGUGAAAGUAAUCAAGAAUCCACGCAUGCAUGCAACUCUUAUUUUACUUACUCUUGUUUGUUAUGGGGGAGGAGUAAAGAAAAGGAAGCUUGUCCCACACAAAAAUAUGCUCAAAGAAUCCAGAGGAAGAUUAUUCAGCCUAUAUUUCCUUUGCAAAAAAACCCCCCACUAAUUUCGUUUUACCUCCUCUUUAAUCAUGAGAGGGGAAAAAAAAAAUAGGGAAGAAAAGGAAGAUGAAGCAGAACCCAAGAGAGAUUUUAGCAGCCAUAUCAAUAUGCGUGCAUGGGAGCGUACUGGGUACAUGCAUGCACCAAUCUUUAUCUAUGGAAUAUUA
Messenger RNA from Corylus avellana, 944 nucleotides. It is a transcript of the gene CLE26, whose product is annotated as CLAVATA3/ESR-RELATED 26. NCBI's taxonomy places the organism in Eukaryota, Viridiplantae, Streptophyta, Magnoliopsida, Fagales, Betulaceae. The record is from RefSeq and is a predicted model, not a curated record.